Cimex lectularius (bed bug) is the source of this 3374-nucleotide messenger RNA. RefSeq lists its product as uncharacterized. The transcript has 15 exons. Lineage: Eukaryota; Metazoa; Arthropoda; Insecta; Hemiptera; Cimicidae. The record is from RefSeq and is a predicted model, not a curated record. Bases 774 to 3239 code for a protein of 821 amino acids.
CUUUUCUUUUCGAUGCCUUAUUGUAAUUGUAGAUUUCUUUCUUAAAUGAAGUUUCAUUAAUGACAAUUCUAUCUGUCAUGUUCGGAUAACAGCAGCUCUUUGAUUCUUAGAAAAAUACUAUGAUUAAUUUUGCAUUUUGCAGUGAGAUGGUCUGCUGGAUGAACCUGCAAUUUGAUCCUUAAUGAUCAUCUUGGUCUACCUUUCCUUGCUGGGUUGGCCCAUCCAGUAUUGGUAAAGAUCAAAUUACAGGUUUUGACCUCAGGAGGAUACCUCACAAUUCAUGCUGUUGAGGAUAUAUCCCAUAUGUCAGUACUUGGUCAGGAGGUUGGAAUGAUACCAUGAAUUGAAUGGGUACCCGAAUUAAAACCACCACGAUCUAGCCUCCUGAUACUAAAAAUGCAAUAAAAAACAUGAUUAAAAGAAAGUUGCAACGUCGGUGGACCGGCUUGGCAGAGAAGCUCUCACAUAUAAAAACAAUGUCGAUAGGUGGCCCAUGGAGUAUCUGACUCAUAGAAGAAGGGUCAUGCUCUCCUGAUUAAUGAUAGUUUCAAAGUGCUGGUGAUGACAGGAUACAUUGAUCAAAAGUUAGAGAAAAGGAUUGAGUCUUUUUUUUAAACAUAUGCAUUAUUUAUAAUCAAUGUUUUUAAAAAAAACCUAUUAAACGGAUUCCAUGGUAACUGAACUUAAAUUAUUACAAUUUCGUAACUUACUAAGAAGAGAAAACAUAAAUUCUAAUUGCUUUAUUGAUUGGAUGUAAAAGAAAGUGGAAGGUCAUGGCACAAAUUAGGAAAGGGCAAGCUUCCAGUAAAGACUUGAUGAAGUCAACUCUCCGGCUUCCUCCGGUUUCAUUUUCUAAAGAUAAACCGAAUGAAAGAGCCAAUGAGUUAUCAACAAAGAAUGCCCAAUUUUCUCUAGAUCGAAGAACUAAGUGUGAAGCUCCACAUCUCACUAAAAGUCACAAAUCGCUGAUCCCAGAUGUUCCAAUGACCAAACCAUGGUUUGAUGCAAUGAAAGAAAUAACUACACUAUUUUUCAAUUCUCCAACUCGAACUCGAGAAAUAGAAGACGAAGAAUUCUUAAUUCAAAGAAUCUCCAACUUGCCUGCAUCAUUAAGACCAAAAUCUGAGUUUGCUUCAGAGAUGUAUUUAUACGCCAUUACUGAAUUUAUUAAGCACUACAGCUGCCUUCAAGAAAUGCUUAAUGUUUUUCACAUUUAUCAUCCUAAAUAUGAACUGAGGGACAAAAUGUAUGAUGCAUUGUUGUUAUACAUAUUAAUAUUCAGGGUGACUGAAAAAAACGCGGAUAAAACGAGUGAGUUUUUAAGUGAAUUGUCUGCCGAGUCUAUGUUACCAUUGUUGAAAUUUCUCAAAAAACGGAAUAACAGAGUCGACAUGUGCGAAGUUGCAGCCGUCUUCUACUCACUGGAUUACAUAAGGGAUAGAUUUAGUUUUGAACAGGGAUUCACGCAUAAAUACUUUCAGAAAAUAUUCAGGGAAACUGAAGUCAGAAUGUUACAAAAAGCGCCAAUAUUGUACAAACACCAGUGGGUUUAUAACAGAGGCGAGUUUAAGCAUUUUAAAGCAUUGCCGAAAUCCGAAAUGCCUGAGAUACCAGUAAAGAAAUGGAAACCGUUGAAACCUAAGCCAAUUCCCAAGUCUUUAUAUGUGAAGCCUUUACCUAAAGCUCGAAGGAAAAAAAGAAUGAGUACCAACAAAACGAAAGAAAGUAAAAGAAGCGAACUGACAGAAAGUGCUGAGACUGAUAGAAAAACGUUCAAUAAUACUAGUAGCAUGAUGUACACAAUCAAAACUGAAACUGCAUACCAGUCGACAGUAACUGAUUCGACUGUACUUGAUUCGAACCAUAUGCAAUUUUUGGAUGAUAAGAAUGCAAUUAGCAGGGAACUAUUAUCUGAGAAUCAAUUCAAUCGGUCAUCUGAUCAAUAUGACACUUAUAUUCCACCACCUUAUGAUUACGAUUCAACAGGUAGGAAUGACUUGAGAUCCAACAUGUCUAAAUUAAGCGAGACUGAUAAUAAUGAUAAAAGCACAGAUGCUAAAACAGAUCCUUUAUUAACGACCACUUCAAGGGAUGGUUUUGACAAACCUUCAAAAAAUUCUGUAUAUUCUGGCAAUGCAAUACUUGAAAAGUACGCAAAGAUUGGAAAACUUGGUAAAAGUGGAAAAGUUGAGAAAAAUAAAAAAAUUUCGUAUGUUAAUAAAAUGAACUGCAUUAAUAAAAAAGGAGCUAAGGAUGUUUCAUGGGAAUAUAAACCUGUACGUAAAAGGAUAGAAUUUAAAACAAUGCCUAUAAUCAGGAACCAACCCCCAGUUAUUCAAAAUAAUGCAAACGUUUUAAGAGAUGCAAAAAUAUUGGCAAAAGAAAAAAACGAGCAACUUCGGAGGCUUGAUGAGUUGAUUUCAGCAUCACAGUCAUUUGUUGACUAUGAAAGUAUUCUUGAAAACUACAGACAAAUGCAGGAAGAAGAGGAAAUUCUGGAAAUCGAGCGUAAACAUCUAGCUGGUUUGAUAAGUCGAGAAGAGGCGAUUCUUGCCAAGCAGAAUCUCAUGUUGGAAAACGCCGAAAAGAGGAAACAAUUUGAAAAAGAGAAAAAAGAACUAGAAAGCAAACUAGAAGAGUUUCGUGCUCAAGAAUUGAUAAAUGCACAGAGGGUCGUAUGGGAGACAAGAGAAAUCAGUUGGAAGAUUAAGGAUAAACAGUGCCAGAUUUCACAAGAAAGAAAAAAGUUGGGCAGAGAGAGAUACCGUCAAAGGGAAUUGAACAAUAAACAGAUAUAUGAAAAGAGAAAAGAAGAACUCGACAAAAAGAUCGAAUUAGUAAGACAGUUCAAAGCAUUUCAAAUUAUGCACAAGGAAACAUUAGAACUUCACAAACUCAAAUUGAACAAUUUAUAUCAAAUGAGCAGUGAUGAAUUGAAAAUCAAAAUAGAGCAUUACAAGCAAAUGUUAAGAGAUGAAUUACAAAAGAGGCAAUGUUUAGUUAUUGAUAAAAGACUGGAAAGAAAAACACUUUUGAUCGCCGCAAAAGGUUUCGUCCAAGAAAUGAGACAAUGUAAAAAAGACUUAAGAGAAGAAUCUAUUAGAAGAAGACCCUUGAGAAUGGAAGUAAGGGACACAAAAGAAAUAUUGGAUUUAAAAACAAAAUAUAAUCAAGCGAGAAUACAAAGAGUUAGAAAUUUAGAACUUCUUAACUUCGGCCCCAUCAAAAAAGACAAAUAACGCAAUAUGAGAAACAAAAGCAUCAAAAUGUAUAUUACACUUUAAAUCAUCAGUUAAAUAAUAGCGAGACAAUGCAGAUUUUUUCAGUAAUUUAUAUAUAUACAAAAAAUUUAAUAAAAAAUGAAUUAAAAAUGA